AUGAUUGACAGACUAGUCCAGGUCCUCACGGUGUCCGGCAAGGGAGCCGUGGGGCGCGACGCGGCACUGGCCUGCAGCGUACUUCCAGAGAAUGCGACUGUCGAGUGGGUGUACAAGCAGGCGCCGGUCAAGUUGAGCGACAGAAUCAAACAAAAAGACGAGGAGCGCGCGCUCCCAGAAAAAGACGUCGACGGCAACGUGAAGAAGUUCAAGGUGUCCAACUUGACCAUCAGCAACGCCACCUCGGCGGACGCGGGCAACUACAGCUGUGUGGCGAGGGUUGGGGACCAGGCGGCGGAACACUUGGUCGUGCUGGACCUGGCCUUUCCAGGGAAGCUUGUGAAGAAAACUGACGGCCCGAUUAGGAGGAAUUCUACGGACUCGAAUAAUGUCACGCUGCAGUGUGUUUUUGAAGUGUACAAAUCAAGCGAAGUGAAAUGGUGGAAACGCGACAAAGACGAAGACACCAUCGACUUAGAGACGAAAGUGCCGAAGCAACUCAACCUGAAACACAUCGAGAGCACAUACGAAUUCCCCAUCAAGCGGCCAGAGGAUAACGGCACUUAUGUGUGCCAAGUCUACGAUUCUGUCACCGAAAGAAAUAUAUCUGGCGAAGUGGAUAUAAUAGUUCUAGCAGCGCCUAAGGUUAUAAUUGACUCUGUCAAAGCCAUAAGCGCUUCCCAACUAUUUAUCAACUGGACAGUCCACGCUUACAACCUACCAAUCAAAGGGUAUAACCUAAUGUACCGUCGACUGCCAUCUUCCGACUACAACCAGUACACCAGAGAAAAAAUCGGGAUAAAAAACACUUCGUUCGUCAUGGAAGGUUUAGAUAACUCCACUGAAUAUCAGCUUAAACUGGAAGUGACUACAACGUACGGGUCAAGCAACCCAUAUGUCUACCCUCAGAUAGUGAAAACAUUGGAGAAGAAUCCGAUAUUUGUCCCGAAUAUCUCUAUCAAUGGCUUCUCGGCCACGUCAGUGACGAUUGGCUGGGCGGCUCCACCUGAAGACAUAGCCGAGUAUAUCCACUACUACCUUCUAGAAGCUCGGAAGAAGGACGAGGGGGUGCCAAAGAAGGCGUAUCAUUCGCGGGACAGCAGAAAUUUGCCGUACAUGUUUGAUGAUCUGGAGCCGCAUAGCACUUAUGUUUUUAGGGUAUGCGCGUGUUCAGAAUUCACCCAGAAGUGCGGCAACUGGUCCCUAGAACUUGAGGCGGUGACUCUGGACGGCACCCCGGGCCGGCCCAGCGACGUCUCCGCGCGGUGUUAUGAAGGGGACGCCAGAAGUCGGUUUUUGAACCUCACCUGGGCCCCGCCGCUGAAGCCUAAUGCCGAGAUCAAGGGGUAUACGGUGGAAGUGACAGGCAAUGCGACGUACAUCGAUCGGUUCGGAUUCCAAAAGUUCGACACCUUCGGGCCUAUUCCCAAGUUUGUCACGAAUGCUUCUAGGAGCGUCAGAUUCGACGACCUCAAACCGAACACCAACUACACCAUAAAGCUGAGCGCCAUGACCCGCACGCGGCGGCGCGGCGAGGAGGAGACGCGCCACUGCCGCACCGCGCCCGCGCCGCCCGCGCAGCCGCCGCGCCCCAAGUGGUGGAAGAUAAUAGAGAACGAUAGAUUCAUGUUCAAGAUGUUCCUACCGAGGAUAUCUGAACGCAACGGACCUAUCUGCUGCUACAGAGUUUACAUGGUCCGGCUACCACCAAACUUUGACUGGAAGAACUUGACGGCGCCAAAAGACCUCCAAGUUAUAAGUUACGAAGAAGCGCAUUCAGUGCAACCGACCUUUGGAGCUUACAUGACCGAUAUAUUUAACAAUGAAAAGUACCCCCCGGAAUACGAGCUAAUAAUGGGCGAUGACAAGACGAUGGUGGUGAAUGGAUUGUGCAAUAAAUGUACAAAGCGCCCGCGCAGACCUCCGCCGCCACCGCCGCCGCAAAUAUACACUACCCCGGCUACCACUACCAAGGACGAGUUUGCGCUAUUCGAAGAGAGCGACACAACGGCGGAACCGGAAGUGGAAGAGAAGAAGGAGAAGAGGUCAUUCAGGAGCGAGAAUAGACACUACAGCAAGGACCCUAUGAUGAGCGACCGACUGGCGGAGGACUUGGAAGAAGACGCGGAGGUGCGCGACGGCGCGCUCGACUCACACUCCAACUACACGCUGUUUGUGGAGCUCAUGCCGGGUGGUGAUGAUGACGAGCCAAUGUACAGCGAGUACUUAAACGUGCUGAUGCCGGCGCCGAGCCCGCCCGCGCCCAGACCCGUCAACGUACUCGAAAUUGUGUUGCAGAUAACAUGCGGAAUCCUAGCCCUAGUCCUGAUAGCAAUGAUAGCAUUCUGCAUCAUGCACACUCGGAAAGCGAGGAAGAUGCCGCCUCACGCGCACGUCGAAAUGAACCCUAUACAGGUGGCAUUAAGAUACGUAGUAGAGCAAGUGCUAAGCAGCCGCGGCGGCACGCACACGGGCGCCCCUCCCCCCGACCUGCCGCCCAUCCCCCGCGCGCUCCUCCCCGCCGCCUGGGCCGAGAGGCACCGCGACACCGACCUCGGCUUCCAGAAGGAGUUCGAGAUGCUGCCCGACUGUUUCCCCGACCGUACUACGCAUGCGUCGGAGGCUCGGGAGAACCAAUCAAAGAACAGAUAUCCAGACAUCAAGGCCUAUGACCAGACCAGAGUGAAGUUGCAGCAGAUUGAUGGGAUUGUCGGAUCGGAUUAUAUAAAUGCUAACUAUGUGAUGGGGUAUAAGGAACGCAAGCAGUUCAUCUGCGCCCAAGGCCCCACCGAUGCCACCGUGGACGACUUCUGGCGCAUGGUGUGGGAGCACGGGCUCGAGCUGAUCGUGAUGCUGACCAACCUCGAGGAGUACAGUAAAGUGAAGUGCAGUAAAUACUGGCCGGAUGAGCUGCGCGGCUCGCGCGCGUUCGGAGCCAUCACUGUGACGCACGUUGAGGAGAAACGGUACUCUGAUUACGUAGUGAGAGAGCUGAAGAUAAGCAAGCAGCCGACCAACUCGGACGGACAACCCAUCAUGGAAACCAACGGGUUCAAACGGAACGGUGAACAAGGCAUGACUACCGGCAGCGCGACGGCGUCCCCGCGCUCGGGCCGCGGCGGCGCGCGCAGAGUGCGUCAGUACCACUUCCUCAUGUGGAAGGACUUCGCCGCACCUGAGCAUGCUCACUCGAUACUCAAGUUUAUCAAUCGCAUGAACGAAGCGGCGGCGGCUCUGAGCGGGCGGCCGAUAGUCGUGCACUGCUCCGCGGGUGUUGGCCGCACCGGCACAUUGGUGGCGCUGGACUGCCUGUUACAACAGCUACGGGCGGAGGACCAGGUGUCGGUGUUCAACACGGUGGCGGAACUACGGCGGCAAAGAAACUUCGCUGUGCAGUCUUUGAAACAAUACGUCUUCGUGUACCUCGCCCUAGUCGAAUACGCCCACUUCGGCGACACGGAGAUCCCGGCGGCGCGGCUCAAGGCGGCCGUGGACCGUCUCCGCAACACGCCCGAGGGGCAGGACAAGUGCCUCAUGGAGCACGAGUUUGAGAAGAUGCUAUCCAGCCCCAUAGCCGAACCUCUCAAGUCUUGCGCAGCGGGCAUGGGGGAAGAACUCCGGGCCAAGAACCGCAGCCAGGAGUUCCUGCCGUACGACCGCAACCGGGUGAUCCUGACGCCGCUGCCCGGCCAGGACUUCUCCACGUAUAUUAAUGCGUCUUUUAUUGAAGCGUACGACAACUCCGAAGGCUUUAUCAUCACGCAGGACCCACUGCCGAACACCAUCACCGACUUCUGGCGGAUGGUGUCCGAGCACAGCGUGUCCACUAUUGUGAUGCUCAGCGAGAUAGGCGAAGGCGAUCGCAAGUGCCCGCGAUACUGGGACGACAACACGGCUACAUACGACCACAUCUCCGUGCAGUAUGAGGACACCGAGUCUCUGCCGUAUUACACGAGGAGGCAGUUCCGAGUCACUAAUAAUAAGACAGGCGACGUGACCCUAGUAAAACAACUCCAAUACCACGGCUGGCCCACGGCGCCGGGCCACGUGCCCGAGGUGACGCGCGGGCUGGCCGAGCUCGCCGACGCCGCCGCGCCGCGCCCGCACACGCCGCUGUGCGUGCACUGCACCUACGGCACAGAACGCUCGUCCAUGUUCGUGGCGCUCUGCAUCCUCAUCAGCCAGCUGAGGGCCGAGCGGCGCGUGGACGUGAACUGCGUGGCCAGGAAGGUGCGGAGCCAGCGCGCCGGCACCAUCGACACUGUUUUGCAAUACGAAUUCCUCCACCGUGCCAUACUGAACUACGCGGAGCUCCACAAUCUGAUGGAAGACAGCUAAACGCGGAGACGCAUCCAAAACGGUACAGUAACGUCAUUUAUAAAAUGAUAACUUUAGUGGCCACUUAAAUGUUCAAUGUAUGACAUUGAUUGUCUGUUUUUAAACAUUUGUAGUGUCUAUGGUAAACACUUUGUUCGUAUACCGAUGGGGCUGAAGUAAUUUAAUGCAAAAGUGUAAUUUAAAUAUAAUUUUUCAAUUUAUCUUUGAUCAAAUGCCAAAUUGGUAUGCCCCAAUAAAAAAACGUACUACUUUUUGUAUGAAUAUUUUUUUACAAACAAUCCAUGAUGAUUGAUGAUUUUUGUUGAUUUUAUAAAAUAAUUAUACAGUUUUGUUUCUAAACUUA
Messenger RNA from Plutella xylostella (diamondback moth), 4681 nucleotides. It is a transcript of the gene Ptp69D, whose product is annotated as Protein tyrosine phosphatase 69D. Gene Ontology annotation, molecular function: protein tyrosine phosphatase activity; protein binding. The record is from RefSeq and is a predicted model, not a curated record. Gene Ontology annotation, biological process: protein dephosphorylation. NCBI's taxonomy places the organism in Eukaryota, Metazoa, Arthropoda, Insecta, Lepidoptera, Plutellidae.